This is a messenger RNA of Macrosiphum euphorbiae (potato aphid), 237 nucleotides long. NCBI's taxonomy places the organism in Eukaryota, Metazoa, Arthropoda, Insecta, Hemiptera, Aphididae. The record is from the annotation of a GenBank genome assembly.
AUGAGUGACAGUGAAGAAUAUUCUGUGUCUCAGAGCUCUAGCAUGUUUUUAUCUGUACCAACUCCGUCUCAUCCUCCACCUCCACGGUCAAUUGAUGGUAAAUUUUUUAAGAUUUUAAAUGAAAAAUCAUUAGAAAAUAAAAUUGUUGUGCAAUGCGUUAAAUGUGAGCCGAAAAUUGUAGAGUUGAAGGGUUAUGGAAAUUCAUCUUCUAACUUUGUCACUCAUUUAAAACGGUGA